AUGCAGUCGGCAGGGAAGCUGGCCAUGGCGGCGGCGAUGGCGGCGGCGACGUUGGCGAUGGUUGACGGAUUUGCGCUGAAUGGAGGGAUGGCAACAUGCGUGUCUGCGAUGAGAGCGGGAAGGAGCUCUUGUGUGAGUGUGAGGGCAGGGAGGAGAUCAGCAUCGCCGACUAUGGCAGAGGAUUUUUCGGCCAGCAGGAGGAAUGUCCUGUUUGGCCUGGGGGCGGCGGCGUUUCUGUUCGUAUCCCCUGCGCACAGCAAGGAUGCGAUAAACGACUGCGAGAAGUGGGCUCCUGGUAGGAAGUGGAUCACAGGGAAGAGCUGUCAGGAGAAAGGAAGCAACGAGGUGAAGGGGACCAAGAAGGAUCCCAAGUAUCUUCGAUCGAUCCAGAACUGCCGGAACGAGUACUGCACCACAUACGAGCAGUGCACGUAUCAGAUCGGGCCCAAGGAGGACUACGGAGGGUUUGUGUUCUGA
Messenger RNA from Guillardia theta CCMP2712, 477 nucleotides. RefSeq lists its product as hypothetical. Bases 1 to 477 code for a protein of 158 amino acids. The transcript has 4 exons. The record is from RefSeq and is a predicted model, not a curated record. Lineage: Eukaryota; Cryptophyceae; Pyrenomonadales; Geminigeraceae.